AUUGCAUACAAAUUUUGAGACCCGGCUUACAUUAAAGGAUUAUUCUUUUAUUAUAUCCCUUUUUUAUUUAUAGAGAGCUAUCUCAAUUUAAUUCCUUUUUCAACAUGAAUUUAGAUGAAAAAGAUGCCGAUGAUAAAAUAGAAUCACCUGUAAUGGAACCUAGUACAAGUACAAGUACUAUAAAAUUUCGUAGAAAUUAUGAUACAUUAUUAAAAGAAGUACUUGAAGAAAGCUCGGAUGAAGAUGAAGAAUUAUUUAAUCAUAUAGAUAUUGAUCUCGAUACUGCAACUGCAGAGUUACCAGAUGAUUUACGAGCAGCUUUAGAAGAUCGUGCAUUAGCUGAUAAAUACUUGGCUAAUUUAAAGAACUACAUGAGCCAUAGAAGAUCACAAUCUAUUAAUUCAGAAUAUUCAACUUUUCUUCCUUUAUUCAGACCUAAUACACCUCUUCGGUCCAAUUUCUCUAAUCAAGCUUUAUUGUCACCUCAACUUCUUGAGCAUGUACAACAGCAACAUCAUCAAAAGCAGCAGCAGAAACAACAACAGCCGGAUCCACUUUUGAAAGUGCUGAACGCUGUUCCAUAUCAAACUCGUCUUAUUAAUGGUGUUCCCUCACUUAUACUAUUAGAACAAAAGUUUUAUGCACUUCGAAUCCCCGAACUAGAUCUACCAGUUGUAUCUGACACAAUGAUUCAAACGCGAUUAAACGGACUUUAUAAAAUUAGAGAUGAUUUGUAUAUUCAUCUUAAUGGAGGCCCUCUUGUAGUUAAUAACAUGACUCAGUCAAAUAUUGGUGAAAAGAAGAAGGAGAAAGUACUUAAUUUAUUAGAUGAUAUCACAAAGGAAAUUGGGCUUUAUGAAGAAUUUGUAAAAAAAGCUAAUUAUCUUAGUCUGGAGAGUAUUUUAAAUGAAUCAUCGGGAGAAGAAGAAGAGGAAGAAGAGUUUUCUGAUACAGUAAAUGAUUCAGGUUCAAGCCUAUUAAACUUUAAUUCUCCUUCUGAAUUAUCUAAAAUAGCAGCAGAAACACCAUCCUUUUUAUCUGCUUCUUCAUCUAAGCGUCCAUCUUUCAGUUCCCCUAUCAGUAGUAGCCAACUUUCACUACAAUAUUUAGAUUCGGGUACUAGUUCUCCUCAAUCUUCAUUUGAUACGUUAGAAAAUCAAUCAAAUACAACAGCUGAGAAAGAAAAUAUAGAGCCAUGGGAUGCAUUUAAAUGGACACCACUCAUAAAAAUAUCAUCCCAACUUUAUUCUGAUCAAAUGAAAAAGGAGAAUGGCUUGGUUUCUGUUAUCAUUGUUAGUGGUGUAAUCGCCAUUGGUACAACUCGUAGUUUAGUAUUUGUUUAUGACUACUCCCAGAAUUUAAAAUGCAUACUUGGUGAAAGUGCUCGAGCUAUCGAAUUAGGCUCAGUAACAUCAUUAGCUAUAUCUUCUGAUCAUACAACAAUUGCUUGUGGUCAUGCCCAAGGACAUAUUGUUAUAUGGGAUAUUCGAAGACCUCAUCAACCUAUACGUACCAUUGAUCCCAUUUCACCAAGUCAAGUAGCUGGUGCAUUAGCAACUCCUCAUCAUCAAGCACCUCGAAAGGAGGGUCAUGUAAAAGGAGCAGCUAUUUUACAUAUUGGUUUUGUAGGAGUCAAAAAAUCUGAUAUUGUAUCAGGAGAUGAUCAAGGAAUGGCUUUUUAUCACGUUUUAUAUAAGGUCAUCAUGGUCAAUGCAGUCGAUACCACCCGCAUUUCGGGACGUUACCAAAACAUAUCAUUGACUCCUAAGAUUCAAUCUGUUGUUGCAAGAUCUCGUUUACAAACACCUUUACUAGUUACAAAACCAAGAAAACCUAAUACUGUUUUUGCUAUGCAACCCUUACCUCUUGGUCAGAUACCCCAUCCUGCUGAAAAUUUUGGACUUGUCGCUAUACUAAAACCAUACAAGUUAAUUAUUGUAGGUUUAAAGCCUACUCCACAAACACUUUACAAGUUUCUAAAACCCAGAGAAUCUUCUGUUCAUUUAGAUCAUAAAAUAGACAUCGAAAAUGGGUCAUCAGUAAAUGUUGAGACACUCUCUGGUUGCUUGGCAUGGCUACCGACAACCAAACUUAGAAAUAAUACUAUAACUAAAGAAUUUGUAAAAGGUAAAGACAAUUCAUUACCGUUAGAACCUAUGCUUGCUUUUGCAUGGGGAAAGCAUCUUUUUAUUAUUCGUAUUAGUGUUAAUCAAGAUAAUAAAUAUGUUACGCAAAAUGGAAGAGUAACUAGAUUACCUGCGACUCCACCUAAAACAAAUAAACGAGGUAUUCAAUUAGAAUUUGUUAAAAUUGGUGAAUGGAAAUGUAGAGAUACAAUUGUAGCAAUUCAAUGGAUUAAUAAACAGAUAAUUGUAUUAUUUACACCUAAUGAGGAAAUGAUCCUUUUUGACCCUAAAAGUAUGACAGAAACGCAACAUACAAGUAUUAGAACUAAGCAGUUGGUCUAUCAUGAUUGGUUUAAUCAGCCCUUGCAAGACUUGACUUCUACUGAAUCUUCUGAAACUGCUAACCCUAGAUCAAUUGAAAUGGCUUAUUUUGGGUCUAUCAAGAGCUAUAAAGGGAAACUGUUUUUAUUAGGUAUGCAACAACUUUAUAUAGGUACACUACUUUCAUGGGCAGAUCGUAUUCUGGCUCUUGUCCAAGCCGGCGAUUUUAUAGAAAGUAUUGAACUUGCUACUUCCUUUUAUAAUGGUGUGGGCGUUCAAACUGUUGUCGGCCUCCCUGAAGAUGAAAAGGAAAGAAAGACUCUUGUUGGAGAGCAGCUUAUGGAUCUUCUUUUGGCUUCACUAAACUAUGCAUUCUCAUCUGAACAUGUCUAUGGCGGUAUGACGAACGAAGUUGUACAUGAUAAGCUAGUAGUACUCUAUGAGUUGGCAAAGAACUGUAUUGAAGCCUGUCUUAGUAUGAAUCAAACAGAAUUUUUAUUUGAUACGGUCUAUGAAAGAUUUUUAGAAAAUAACGUCCAAGGAGUGUUUUUAGAGGUUUUAGAGCCCUUUAUUGUAGGAGAUCGUGUGCCCGAUAUACCACCUUCCAUUAUGAAGGAUUUUGUUGAUCACUACAGUAAGAAGCGCCUUUUGAAUGAACUGGAGCAAGUUAUUUGGCAUGUCAAUCCUCACUAUCUAGACAUUGAUCAAAUUGUAAGUAUGUGCCAUCGGGAGGGCAUGUAUGAAGCUAUGAUGUAUGUUUGGAAUAAAAGUAUGCAUGAUUAUGUAAGUCCUGUUGUAGAGAUGCUCAAAGUGAUUCGGAGUGUCUUACGUGAAGAAGCCCAAAAUCAAGAUUGUAGUCAUAAACGACAAAAUGCAGAAAAAUUGUUUGAUUACCUAAAGUUAAUUUUGACAGGCCGAUCUUAUCCUGAAGGGUCCUCGAUGCUGACUCUUAAUGAAGCUAGUGACGCUCGCAGUGCUGUGUAUUCAUUUGUAUUUUCAGGUCGUUGUAUGGUUUGGCCUCCUGUAGGAGGUAAAUUGAUCCUAACCGCUGAUGAUGAGGAAGGUGUCUCUGAGCCUACUUAUCCUUACCUAAGAUUAUUACUUCGAUUUAGUACUAAACAUUUUUUGGAAGCUAUGGAAGUUGCCUUUCAAGAUCCUUGGCUCAAUGGUGGUGAAGAUAUCCUGAGCUCCAAGUUUGAAGAUGAGGUUCCCGGUAAAGUUAUUUCACGACAAAUCAUCAUUAAUACACUACUUGAUGUUAUGGGGGGUGGGUUAACAGGGAAUGGUCUACCACUUCCACCACCAAGACCUAAACAAUCCUUUUCAGCUUCCACUGUACAUUCUAUUAGUGCCAACACUCGGCCUAUACCCUCCUUCCUUGAUCACCCAUAUGAUUAUGUCUCGAAUGAAAACAUUAUUUUACUCUACAUCUUUAUUGCUUCCAAUUUACAUAUGUAUACAACAUUUAUCUUGUUACCUCCAAAGACCUUACACAAGGUUCUUGUAAGGCUUGCCGAAGAUCAUGAUCCAGAUACACGUGUUGAACGUGAAAGAGCUGUACAAAAGCUUUUAACCGUCUAUACACCUGCUAAUGAAGAGCAAAUUGUGGUCCUCUAUGAAGAUGCUGGAUUUUGGAAGGUACUUGAGGAUGUAUAUCGACGUGAUAAAAAAUAUGGUAAACUUGUUGAGGCCUAUCUUAAGGAUGAUGAACGUCGCAACCAAGUCUUUGAUUGUUUUACAAACCUAUUAACUUCUUCCGAACUUGACGAUCAGCAAAAGGAACAAGUAAAGCGUGUCUUUAUGAUUCGUAUUUCACAAUUUGUUGAAAUUGAUGGACAAAAGACGGCCUAUAUCGUGGAAAACUUUAUGAAUGGCAAUCAUACUGAUGCUAUACGCCGUUUAGAAGAAGAUCAAGAAUUUGACGAUGAUGAGCAUCAUGCUACAGCAGAUAAACAUCUAUUUUCAUAUCUAAGAGGGUUAUUAGAGCCUUAUGAAGAAGGCAAAGAAGGCGAAGAAAGAGAAGAAGAAGAACCAUUGUUAUCAAAUGGUAUGCAUCAAGGACAAAUGAUAGAAGCCCAUGCCUCUCUUGUAGAUGUAUCUAUUCAAGAACGUUACAUUGAACUCAUGUGUCGUUUUGAUCCUUCCGGUGUCUAUAAUUAUUUUAAUACAAGAUUAAAUACAACUAUUCCAUUAGAUAAUGCGCUUAAAAGUUGUGAAAAGUAUGGAGUCAUGGAUGCAGUCGUUUGGAUUAUGGAAAAGAAGGGUGAUACACAAGGAGCACUUGAAAAGAUGUUGCAUGUGGCAAAAGAUAAAAAUACAACCAUUUUACAAAUCUUAAAACAGCAUCAAACAACUCAAGAUAGUAAUUGGAGCUAUGAAGAAUUGAGCAUGAUAUCUAGUUCUCUCAUAGGGUUAAAUGGUGUCUUACGAGUGAGUACACGACUUUGUGAAAAUAGUAGUAGAACACACAUAUCAGCAACGACACCUUACCAGACAGGUUCUGAUGAGGCAUAUAUACCUGAAUUAAGUUAUGAAGAUAGUUCAGUAGGAGAUGAUUCAACAAGCCACCAUGAAUUUGUACAUAAUGAUCAAGUAGAAACACUAUGGUUCCAAUUAUUAGAUGCUUAUGUUGAGGGCUCUAUUGAGAUCUAUAAUACCUUAGGUGGAGAAAAUGAUCAUCAAUACGUCCCAAUUGAAAUUCACCAACGUAUUACAUCUUCAUUUAAAUUAUUUGUACAAUCCAUCUUAACAUCUCUGUUACUAUCCACAUCACCUCAAGUAUCCUUACCACGAUUAUUAUUACGUUUAAUUCAUUCUCAGGCACGAGGUGAAACGACCUUUGCAGACUUUAGGGAUGUAUUUUUAAGCAUGUUAGAUACUUAUAAAUAUGAGGGAAAGCUGCUUGAAAUGACAAAUAAGUUAUUUGACCGAGAUGUGUUUAGUAGUUUACAGGAUAUGGUAGAAAAGCGUGGUAAAGGAUGGCGACCAGCACGAGCUGUAUGUGAGAUUUGUGGUGCAAAUAUUUUAGAUCUUACAUUAUUGCAGCCACCUUUGGCAUGGGGAUUUGAAGAUGAAAAACCAAUAGAAGAGAAUGACGAUGAUGAUGAUGAUGAUGAUGAUGAUGAACGCUAUGUAUUGUUUCAUUGUGGCCAUGGUUUUCAUACAAAAUGUUUAGAACAACAACUUGGAUAUAUACAGGAAUGUAUUGUAUGUCAACAUGGUAAUCCAGAAGCGAAGCCUAUGAUGCCACCUCUUUCAACAAUGAAUACAACAGAAGAGAUAAUCAAGAACACUACUAAAGGUAAAGAAAAAGUAUCAGCUUAAAUGGUAUACAUUCUAUGUAGUUAUAGAAUCUAUUUAUUUUAUUUUAUUUUUUCUACCUGUAACUCAAUCAUUUUAUUUAAACUGGAAAAUCAAUAAAUAGAUAAAUAAAUAAAAGCAUAAAUAGUAU
Messenger RNA from Cokeromyces recurvatus, 5898 nucleotides. Its product is annotated as Golgi CORVET complex core vacuolar protein 8-domain-containing protein. Gene Ontology annotation, cellular component: late endosome; HOPS complex. Lineage: Eukaryota; Fungi; Mucoromycota; Mucoromycetes; Mucorales; Mucoraceae. The coding region runs from base 105 to 5771 and encodes 1888 amino acids. Gene Ontology annotation, biological process: protein targeting to vacuole; endosomal vesicle fusion. The record is from RefSeq and is a predicted model, not a curated record. Gene Ontology annotation, molecular function: protein binding. The transcript has 8 exons.